Molecule: messenger RNA, 4529 nt
Organism: Photinus pyralis (common eastern firefly)
Lineage: Eukaryota; Metazoa; Arthropoda; Insecta; Coleoptera; Lampyridae
Source: RefSeq, a predicted model, not a curated record
UACCUAGAAAAGAUAUAGGACGUACCCUGUUUUACACAAAUUGUUUUGAAAUAUAACCACUACAUUUUGUGUUUAGAAUCUGCGAUACCUAUAUACUUAUAUUUGUAGGGUGUUUUUCGCAAAGUCUAAAAGUUUGGCCCUUUUUAAUAAAAUUUUACAAAUAUUCCCAAGAUAUUUCAGACCUAUAUGUAUAACAGAUGCAAUGUAUGCUAUAUGUAUAUUUACUACUGUAGGGUCUAUUUUCAAAUCCAAUUUGUCAAUCUGGUUGCAUGUAUAUUCAUACUAAAAACAUAAUAUGUGCUAUGUAUAUACUGAUUCUGAAUGUAUUCCUUCCUUUGUUUUUUUUUAAUGAAUAAACAAAGAUCCCUUAUUUUCACUCCUUAUCAUGACUCAUGAGAUUUCAAAUAAGUAUUCAAAAGUGAACAAUAAAUUAAAACGAAUUCUUUCGCGCGUAAUGGAAUGACGUUGCAGAAAGCACAUUACCCUAUGCGUUGAUCACGUGUUCUCUGUACUCGUCUAACAUGUAAGAAAAGCGAAUAUUCAUCUCUUUUUACUUAUAACCUCGUGACCUGAGUUCGUUUUCGUUCGAUUCGAUGUAAGUACACGCAAGUGGAAAAUUACUAAAUUACCUAACCUAUUUGUCGCUGCUGUUUCCGUUGAUUUUUAAGAUUUUUCUUUUUAUUAGAUCACCAGUUUUUGAAGUGUUUUGUGUCCAUAUUAAUAACAAUUGCAAUUACUAUGGAUAGCAAAAUGAAAAAGAAAUUAAGUAGGAACACGAGGGAAGGUUUAAAAAUGUCCUUAAAUAUAAUUUCUGGGAAUGGUUCUGAUGUUAUUGAGGGCAUUGCGGGUCAACGUUUCAGUUGUGAAAGUUCCAUUAAUAUCAACGUUACUAGUUGUAGUAAUCCCGGUGCACCUGAUUUACAGAAUAAUUCUGAAUUUGAAGAACUACUAGCAACGUCACAUAAUUUAUCGUGAAAUUCUGGAAAUGAUUUUGACGUAACCGAUAUACUCGACUGUGAUAAUUAUGUAACUUCCCAAGGUGGUGAAAUAAGUUUCGAUUUUAUUAAUCAGGUUGCUGAUCCUCAUGCUGAUCUCCCUUGUAUUUUACCAAAAGCAACACCGUCGAAGGAAUUUGAUUUCAAUCAUUUUAAACAUAAACUUGCCGAAUGGGGAAUUAGUGGAAAUAUAUCACAUAUGAAUAUUUCAAAACUUUUAAGUAUUUUAAAAACAGUACCAGCAUUAAAUAAUUUGCCAAAUGAUGCCAGAACAUUAGUGAAUACUCCGCGAUCAACUGCCGAUCAAGUUCGGGUUAUGCAACCAGGAUAUUUUUGUUAUUUUGGUAUUGGCACCACUUUGCGUAAUUUAUUUACAAAGUUCAGUUACACUCCGUUAGAAAAUAGCAUCAUUGAGUUAGGAGUAAACAUUGAUGGAUUACCUAUAAGUAAAAGUGUUAAAUCUACAUUUUAUCCCAUUUUAUGUAACAUCAAAUCGAUAGAAAUAUUUAAAACUCAUAUUUUAUUAAUUGGGUUAUAUCAUGGAGCUGAUAAACCUAUGGAUUCAAACGAUUUAUUGCAAGAAUUUGUGGAAGAAUCUAUCAGUUUAUAUAACAAUGGAAUUAUUUUGAAUGGUAUUAUUUGUAAAAUUCGAAUUGUGAUGUUAACUUGCGAUUUACCUGCAAAAUCAUAUGUGCUGAAAACUAAAGGUCACAUGGGGUAUUUUUCUUGCUCUAAAUGCAAGCAAGAAGGUGACCAUGUUGAAAGAGUAUUGUGUUUUCCCGAAACAAGUUUUAUAAAAAGAACUGAUGAUGAUUUUCGUAGACAAACUCAAUCUGAACAUCAUAUUGGUUGUAGUAUAUUAACGAAACUACCACAGUUCAAUAUGAUUAGGGAUGCUCCCCUAGAUUAUAUGCACCUAAUUUGUUUAGGUGUUGUCAAAAGAAUUUUGGCAGGUAAAAAACAUGGGCUAAUUUUUGGGAAACCUCCAUACAAAUUACCAAGUCGUGAUAUUAAUAAUAUAUCGGAGAGAUUAAAAAUUAUGAGUAAGUUUAUUCCAAUGGAAUUUUCCCGCAAAACAAGGCCCAUUACUGAAUGUAGAUUGUACAAGGCUAGUGAAUUUAGAUUUUUUUUAUUAUAUGCAGCACCUGUUGUGUUGAGAGGUAUUGUGAAGAAGGCAAUCUAUAACAAUAUUCUUACUUUACAUUUAGCAACAUCUAUCUUAAUCAGUAGGGAAUUUCAUUGUCAUUCUGAUUAUCUCAAAUAUGCAAAUGAUUUAAUGUUGCAUUUUGUACAAACGUCUUUAAAAUUAUACGGAGCAGAUUUUGUUGCACACAAUGUUCAUUGCUUAUUACACAUUGCUGACGAUGUGAAGUACUUUGGGGAACUAGACAACUUUAGCGCAUUCCCAUAUGAGAAUUAUAUGCAAAAGUUGAAAAAUAUUUUGAGGAAACACCAUAAACUUUUGCAACAAGUUAUACGGAGAAGCAUGGAAACUGAAUUUUUAAAUUCGAUGGGAAAUAUAGGUAGUAAUGAAAUUACUCCUUACUGUACUCAAGAACAUUUUGAUGGGCCUACCAUAAUAGGUUGUAACAAACAAUUCAAAGCGAUCAAAUUAAGUAAUUGCACUAUUAAAUUGAAUCGUGCCGAUUCUGUAGUGCAACUAAAAACUAUGGAAAUUGUCCGGGUGUUUAAUAUUUGUACAACUGAAGAUGAUAUCAAAAUUGUUGGCAAGGAGUUUAUUGAUAAACAAGAGUUAUACUUACAGCCUUGUUCUUCGUCUAUUUUUCAUAUCUAUGAAUGUCAACAAUUAAAACCAACUUUUUCGUCGUGGUCGAUUAACGAAAUCAAUCAUAAAGUAGUGCUGUUACCACAUAAAAAUGGUUUUGCUGCUUUUCCAAUGUUGCAUUAAUUUGGAUUUGAAAUAUUUUUAUUGUACAUGCUACCUAUUCAAUGUACAGGGUUUUAAAUUAACAUGGAGAAAAAAACAAGUCCUUGGAUGGUGGUUCGUUUUACAAAAGAAAAUUGUGUGGAAAUGAUACCUAGCAAUUGGUACAUGUCCAAAUCGUCAAAGUGUUAUUGGCCUCCGAAAAAAUCAAAUAAGGAAAUAAAGAACCUUUUAUUGCAAAGACAUUCUCCAUCAAAAGAAUGGGCGUUAUUUGAUGUUGUUCUCUUAGGACAAUAUGCUGAUGUAAGUAAGGCUAGCAAAAAGGCUUCCAAAGCUAGAGAAACCGAUGAAUUAACAACCACAUGUGAUGAAAAUGUUGAGAAUGUAAAAAGAAGAAGGAACAAAAAUAGGAAAUAUAGUUCGUCAUCUAACUCAACUGCUUCUGAGGCAGAGUCAGUGGACGAUAAUGAUUACCCUACUCCACCAAGAUCAACCGAUGCUAGUCUCCAUCAUGAAAAAGAACAAAGUUCACGAGCCUCAUCGAAAGGAUCAACUGUGUCAGCUGUAUCAUUAUCUUCAAUUUGAGGCAUGAUGUGAAGCAACCCCAAAUUAAAUCUUCAUCAAAUAAGUCUACCCUUAUGUCAAACAAGGAUUCUUUCGAAGAAUUCCAGAGACAAGUGUUGCGACAACUGCAUUUGAUUAAUGCAAAACUCAACCAACACUCAGAAAAUUUCAAUGUCAUAUUGCAAGGCGUUAACAAUCCUACAUUACCUGGCAAUGUAGCAGUUGUUCCUAUAUUUGACUUGGGAGAAGUUAAAGAUUUACUUCCAAUUUCAUCCGAGACAAAUUUGAACGAAUAGAAGAAUUGCUUGCUAACAAGGAUUGUGCCUCUUCAUUUGUAGGCAGUUGAAUUAAGUCGAACUGGUGGAGAAACUGUAACUGAAAUUACAAAAAGGAUCAUGUAUAAGCUGUUCAAUAAUGCAAUUGGAAUGACAUUCAGCUGGGACGGAGCAAAAGGGAAGAAAAAGUUUAAACAACUAAAAUUAGCAAGUGUAAUCAUAGAUAGUGUGAGAUUAAACAAGAGGACGCAGCAAGCAGCUGAUGACGAAAUAAUUAAAAUAAUCAAAUCAUGGUUGGUUCGGGCCAAGGACAUAUAUCAUAAUAGUAAUCGAGCAAGCAAUCUACAACAAACUGUUCAAGAAGAAGCAGCUGCCGAUAAUCUCUAAAAUGAUGUAUUUUAUAUGCCUAUAUAUGUGCAAAAUUCAUGAUUUUACAUAAAUAUUUCAGUUACAAUUUUCUUUAUUUCUUGGUAGAACUGCAUGUAAGUAUAUAACAUACGUAUGUACAUUUCACAUUCGUAUUAUAUAUACAUGUAUAUUCAUAGUGUGUACGAUGUAGAUUAUUAGAAGUUUCACUGAAUAUGAAACAAAUCCAUAGUACCUGUGAAACAUAUUCAUAACAUGUGUUAUGGAUGUACCCAUCAAUAUUCUCAGUAUAUUCAUUGCAUAUACAGAUGUGGAACCAAUGUAAUAUACAUAUCAUGUACCAAGAACAUACACAAUGUUAAAUAUGUACAUACAUUGAAUAUUUAUAUAUCCAUCUAGGCAUAUACAUUUAAUAUGCAUACCAUAUACUUGUGUUAUUUGGGU